Messenger RNA from Aegilops tauschii subsp. strangulata, 716 nucleotides. Its product is annotated as mediator of RNA polymerase II transcription subunit 28. The record is from RefSeq and is a predicted model, not a curated record. Gene Ontology annotation, biological process: regulation of DNA-templated transcription. NCBI's taxonomy places the organism in Eukaryota, Viridiplantae, Streptophyta, Magnoliopsida, Poales, Poaceae. Gene Ontology annotation, cellular component: mediator complex.
GUCACAGCCGUCCAUCCUCCAACGAACGGGCGAUAUCUUCGCCUAAGCGAACCGGAGUUCCAAAGGAUUUCGCGAUCCCCACCCAUCUCCCCCUCUCCCAUGGCAGAGCCGCCGCCGCCCCCGUCGCAGUCGCCGGCGCAGACGCCGCCGCCCACGCAGCAGCAGACGCCCGCGGCAACCGCGCGGGAUGAAAUGAUGGCGUGCGUGGCUGCGCUGGAGGCAGCGCUGCUGCCGUGCCUCCCCGCGCGCGAGCUGCAGGCCGUCGACCGCUCCCUCCAGUCCUCCCACCAGAUUGAUGUGGAGAGGCACGCGAGGGAUUUCAUGGAGGCCGCCAAGAAGCUUCAGUCUUACUUCAUCACCAUGCAGCGCGAGGACCAACCAACAGACGAAGAACUGCUUCGUAAGGAGAUUACUACAAUGGAGGAAGAACUGAAGACCAAGUCUGAGCUCAUUGCCAAGCACAAGAGUCUCAUUGAAGGGUGGCAGAAAGAACUAAAGGUCCAGCUGGGCAAGCACAACACCGAGCUCGAAAGAGUUUGAUUCUGCCAUGUACAUUUCCUAUUUCGACCAGAAUGACCAUGAAAUUCUGUGUGGCUGAAUGUUACAGUUGUCCCUGGAAAAAUUGUGUCAGCCUAGAGACAAGCCAGCAUAACUAAUGUUUAGGAUCUAACCAGUCAAUUGUUCAUCGAUAUCUUGUUCCGUUGUGGAACAUGUAA